AUGGCUUUUAGCUUUGGCAACGCCGCUGGCGCGAUGACCAACGACUCGCCGUCGGCUGCAGAGCCUGAGCUCGAAGUCAUUCAGACAGACUCUCUCGGUUUCCGUGCUCUUGCCGGAGACGCCAAGGUUCGCCUGACCUCAGCUUGGACGUCUGAGCCGCCUGCCACCGCAUCACUCCUCAGUAUCGCUUCGCGAAAAGGUCUCGUGGCUGCGGCCGGCCCCGACGGCGUGAUACUUGCGUCGACCGACUCGGUACGAAAAGCUUUUGAAGCUCCCAAAGACGGCGAUUCUGACAUCAGGAGCUUCAACCCGCAACUUAAUAUACCGCUGCCUAUGCGUGUUUCUCAGCUCGCAUUUAGCGCUGAUGAAGCACAUUUGAUUAUUUCGGCCGAAUCCGGCGGCGGCCUUGCGGUCUAUGAUGUGCAGUCCCUUCUGCAGGGAAACACACAAACCCUCUUCGAGCUUGGCACAAACGGGUCAUCUUUGCGGGUCCUUCUGCCGAAUCCUACGGUUGAGAAGGCAGAACUUUGUGCUGUCGUUGACGCCAAUGGAGAUCUCUAUAUGGCGAACCUCAAGGAGCGAAUUCUCAGUAACCCUCUCAAGUCCCAAGUCAGCAGCGUCAGCUGGAGCACAAAGGGCAAACAGCUCGUGGCAGGACUGGCGGAUGGAACCAUUUUUCAGAUGACACCUGAAGGCGAGGCCAAGGCGCAAAUACCUAAGCCUUCCGAUGUUGGCGAUUACCAUGGUUCCGCACCUCGCAAUUAUGAGGUUAAAAGACUUCCCGCCAAAUCUUCAAGACUUGCUCAUCAUCGCGUCCACGGCGUCUUCCGACAUUGGUCUGCUCAGCAGGUCCAAAACUCCCUAACGACUGACAAGGCCGCGUCACUCAUCACCAAUGUUUUCACGACCACAGAAAUGGCGGACGACUCAAGGCGGGCAACCCUGCCGAUGACGGAAGACUGGCAAAAUGCGAUUCCCGUCGGCUGCGCGCUUGACCUAUCCGCCAAGGACACGGUGUAUAAGCCUAUUCCUACCGAGGAAAUUGACGAGUCACCCGGCCCCGUUCCCGGAUACUGGGUUCUCACACACGAGGGUAUCCUCUGCUCUUGGUGGGUAAUAUACUCGGAGUCCAUCAAAGGUGGUACUACGUAUCCGGGAAUGGCAGCAGUCGACGCCUCACCUGCCACGCCAGCCCCAACGGCGGCAGCGCCCACGGCCUUGUCGCGAGCUAGCCCUGCAACUGGAUCAGUCUUUGGUUCCUCUACCCCGAGCGCGGCGCCCGCGUUUGGAGGAUCGUCCGCGCUAGGUUCCAAGCCUUCGCCUUGGGCCUCGGCUAGCCCCGCUACGCCUGCCGCUUCGAAGCCAAGCUUCGGGUCUAGUUCCUUCGGUACCACCCCAGCAUCCUCCACCCCAGCCUUCGGACGGCCGUCUGCAUUUGGGGCUUCGUCAACAGUCGGCGUCAAAACCUCGCCUUGGGCUACCGCCGCCACGUCUACAACAACUCCUUCAUUUGGGCAGUCUGGCUUCGCGGCUCUAGGGUCUGGAAAGAGUGUCUUCGGAGGUAGCCCAGGUGCAGCAGCGUCACCAGCCCCUUCUUCCGGUGGCUUCGCGGGCUUCGCGAGCAAGGGUGGUUUCGGGUCGCUCUCGUCUGGCACAGCUAACAGCUCGAGCAUAUUUGGUAGCAAACCCACAGAAGGCAACAACAGCCUUCUGCAGUCAACCGAUACCGCAUCAGCAUUUCCGCCUCCCCAGGCGACGGGUGCGAAUGGUGGCUCUGGUCUCUUUGGCUCGUCCACCCCAUUCAAGCUCCAGAGCUCGUUCAAGCCUGAUCCUGCUGCCCAAAAUGAAGCUGACAUGCAGCCAGAAAAGGCUGGCAACAGCAGCGGAGGGUUGUUUGGUGGUGGUCUAGGUAGCGCGUUCGGAUCUGCCCUGCGCUCGACGACUCAAAGCACCUCACCGGCCGAGGUGCCGCCCAGCAAGGAAGAAGAAAUGGGCGCCGCGACACCGGAACCAGAGCAGACCCCCGACUCCCCAACCCAAGAGAUUUGGUGGCUUGUUCAGGACCCUGAACCAGCUAAAGGUGAGGAACAUAAGUCAGCCGCAAAAACUCCACCGCAGAUCAGGGUUGACAACGAGGAUUUCCCUCUACCUCCAGAGUCCACAAGCAGAGCCGCCUACCCCCUUGGAGACUCGUCUUCAUCGGCAGGAACCGCCCCGGAAUCCGAGCAAGCACUGCCCAGCAGCAAGGCUGACGACGCGCCCCUUCCUCCCGAUUUCCUCAAGACCCCGCAGGCACCCCCAGCUGUGAAAGCGGAAGACGACGCCCCUCUGCCUCCCGAUUUCCUACAAGUUCCCGCAGCCGCCAAAUCCGGAACCGCCGCGUCGGACACCACUCCCUCGUCAAGCCUAUCCACCACGCCUUUGAAGCCUGUUCCGGAAUCGGCCAAGCCUAGGCCUACACUCUUCGGCACACCCAGCGAGGCGCCGUUGCCGCCCGAUUUCCUUCCCAGGUCUCAGCACCAACGGAUGCCUGCUGUACCGGCGGUCCCGGAACCGGACGAGGAGAGCGACCUGAGCGAGGAUGAGGCUGAAUCAGAAAGCAGCGCCGUAGACGUGGCCAAGGAACUGAGCCCGUCGACGACGGGGCUCAGCCAUACCCCUGGCAUGACGCCGCAGAGUUCAUUCGGGGGUGGUCUAGGCGGCAGUGGAUUCAUGGGGACCGAUCUUCCCACCGCCGGCGACGAAUCAGAGCCCACGCUCCCCGAGCCCGGUCAGACCCCGCGACCGUUUGGUCUAGAAGCAUCCCGGUCCGUCAGCGCGCCUGGGAUGGCCUCCCAGAUUCUCGGAGCCUCCAAGAAGCCGCAGUCCUCGCUUGGUAUGUCGAUUGUCGCCCGAGGCUCGGCAGACGAGGAAGCGAUCUUCCUUCAACAGAGGAAGCUGCGGGAGAAGCGGGAGGCGGAAGAGGCCCAGCCGCUCGUCGACGAGGAGGCGGAUGAGAUCCAGCGCAUCCUAUCGUCAGAAGUGGAAGGGACCCUCGAGAUCGAUCAGUUCAUGGCCCAUACCGAUGUUGCGCCACCCGCGCGUGAUAGUAUACCUUCUCAAGUAGAGGCGGUCUAUCGUGAUAUUAACUCGAUGAUCGAUACCCUCGGCCUUAACGCGCGAUCUGUGAAGGCGUUUGUGAAGGGACACCUGGAGAGGCCGAACGAGGAACUUCGGACGCAGGAGGACUUGGAGAUUGCCGAUGACUGGGUCCUUUGUGAGCUGGAGGACUUGUCGGAGAUCAUCGACGGGGAACUGGCCGAAGACCUGGCCGAAGGCCGGGUGCAGAAUGUGGAGGAGAAGAAGAAUGAAUGCAACGACCUCCUACGCAGCAUGACGAAGCUGCGAGCGAGACAGCACGAUUUGGGGCUCAUGUUAGCGAGGUUCGACCCGAAUCAGGCCGAGGCGCAUCGGCAUAUGCCGUUGAGCGCGGAGCAAGCGGCGCAGCAGAACGACCUCCGGCGGGAAUUUGCGCGACUGUCGAAGCUGCUGGCCGAGACGGAAGAGGCCGUCACCCUUCUCAAAACGAGGAUUGCGUCGGUGGGAGGCGCAUCGGGCAAAGGCCCGCAGCCACCGACGGUGGACGCGGUGAUGCGGACAAUCACCAAGAUGACGACCAUGGUGGAAAAGCGGAGCGGGGACGUUGACGUGCUAGAGAACCAGAUGCGGAGACUCCGGGCCAGCUCCGUCGCUAGUCGGGAGGGAACGCCCAUGACGCCUAAACGGGGUUCCGUUAUGCUAGUGGACGGGGCAGCGCUGAGCGGGACACCACGCAACCUGCGCAGCUCGCUCUCGGCGUCCCCUUACAAGGGGACACCGACCAGGAAGAAGCUUAGCGGGUUCUCAGAUGAGGAGAAAAAGGAACUGAUGGAGAAGAGGGCCAAGAAGCAAGCGAUGCUCGGCAAGCUCAAGUCGAUGGUGGAAGAGAAGGGAGUCACAGUCUGGACGAUGGAGGAGGUAGAAUAA
This is a messenger RNA of Parascedosporium putredinis, 4005 nucleotides long. The record is from the annotation of a GenBank genome assembly. NCBI's taxonomy places the organism in Eukaryota, Fungi, Ascomycota, Sordariomycetes, Microascales, Microascaceae.